CCAAGCAACAACGCGUGCUAAAAUGCUCCUCCGAUAUUAUAUGGUAUUUGCAUUACUCCCCAGUUUAAUGCUGGCAGACGUUUGUAAGAUACCUGAAUAUGAUAGGAAGGGAAAAAAGAUUACCCGUCGGAUGUGCUGCGAUGGCUAUAGACCAGAACGGAAAGUGCGUCACUCGAAAUACCUGUAGCUGCAACGAAGGCUAUGAUAAUAUUCAGCAUAAUCCGGCCUACAGUUGUGUUCCGGUUUGUAAGGGAGAAUGCAAGAACGGCGACUGCACGGUCCCGCCAUUUUGCAACUGCUACCCUGGCUACGAAUGGAAUAAAUCCACUGGAGAUUGUGAUCCUGUGUGCAGCAAUGAUUGCCCCAACGGACGCUGUGAGUCCCCAGGGAAUUGUAUCUGCAACCAGGGAUACAGUAAAAAUGAGACACAGAUGGACUUGGGAUGUCAGCCCGUCUGCGAAGUUGAAUGUGAUGAUAAUAGAGUCUGUGUGGCUCCCAAUAAAUGUGACUGGCCUUUCUCGAAACAAGAAGUUUCAAAAGUUGGUGAGAUUAUCUUUUUAAGGCGAUGGAUGAUCGAGUUCGCAGUGGGCUUAGUGUUCCUGAUAAUACUGAUAAUAUCAGUUUGGAUUCUAAUUUCUAGACAUAAUAAACGAGUUAACGCGGUAGCUCGCACAGAAAAAGAUUAUUCUCUCUAUGUGAUGGAUAAUAAAAUAGAUGUACAAGAAAUUUAGCAAAUUUCAGUGUAUCAAUAUACAACAAAGUAAUAUUUAAGCCAAACAUGUAAACAAUAUAAUUUACCUUAAAAUUUUAUUCAUUAAAAAUAAAUAAGAUUUUGAAGUAUUAA
Drosophila innubila is the source of this 844-nucleotide messenger RNA. Its product is annotated as wnt inhibitory factor 1-like. The record is from RefSeq and is a predicted model, not a curated record. Bases 99 to 731 code for a protein of 210 amino acids. The transcript has 5 exons. NCBI's taxonomy places the organism in Eukaryota, Metazoa, Arthropoda, Insecta, Diptera, Drosophilidae.